Messenger RNA from Ambispora leptoticha, 1831 nucleotides. Lineage: Eukaryota; Fungi; Glomeromycota; Glomeromycetes; Archaeosporales; Ambisporaceae. The record is from the annotation of a GenBank genome assembly.
AUGGGCGAGAAUCCUCAAUAUCCACAGCAAACUUGGGCAUACUCAUAUGACCCAAAUUACAAUCAAACACAAUACAUUCCACCUCCACCAGGAACUCAGCCAGACUACUCUUCAACUUAUUUUCAAAACGCUGCUGCUUCACAACAAACAUAUUACACUUAUCCUAACACCACACAAAUUACAAAUUCAACUUACCCACCUGGUAUAACUCCCGAUUUUGGUGCACAGAUUUCUAAUAACGCACAACCUGACCCGCCCGGCGUCACUUCAGCAUCUUCUUGGUAUACCGGUAUCAUGAAAGAAGUGACUCCCGCCGCCACGAUGUCAACUAAUACCACAAAUAUCACAUCACGUUCUACAACAACAACAUCAGAGAAACCUUCUACGAUACAAGCUCCCGCCAGCCUUUUUUCAACUGUUGUUUCAUCUACAAUAAAUAAAUCAAAAGACCCAGAGCCUAAAGCUCUUACAUUAGAUAAAGUACAACAAACUACAUCAGGAAUAGCUAAUUUAAAUGUCGGAUCUAAUGCGCAAUCCAAUAAGGAUAAAACAAAAUAUAAACCCGCUUAUCAUCCUAUCAAAAUGCCUAAAUCAUCGAAGAAAACGCCCGGUCGAAAUCCCUUAGAUGAUUCAAGAUCGGGACCUUCGACUACUGCGAAUCAACAACGUCAAAAGUCUCCCGCAAAAGAAGCGAAAGAACAAUGGCCCGAUAGUUUAAAGGAUUAUGUCAGACGUAGUUUUGAUGCUGCAGGAGAAAAUAUCGAUGCAGUUGAAAAAGAAUUAAAAGAAUUAAUUAGUAAAAAAUUAGAUAAUCGGGCGAUGUGGACAACCGAUUGGGCUAACAUGAAAUUGCCAGCAGCAUGUUCAGAGAAUGCUGAUUCAAAAGCCGAUUCAAAACGAAAAGUUAUAAGAUCGCCAGAGAGACCAGUUCAAAUAGAAGUUGAUAUUGGCGAACAAUCGAAAAGGGAAAAACGUCUUAAACGAUUUGGGGGAGCAGAUGCAAAUAAUACACCUGAACAACAGGAUGUGCUGACAUUUAAUAAUCAGGAUGACAGCAGUGUAGCUAAUCAAUACAAAAUAAUUGUUGGCACAAGCCAACAAUUAGAAAAAAAUUAUCUUCGGCUUACUUCUGCUCCUGAUCCUUCUUCUGUCCGACCUUUAGAAGUUCUACAGAAAACAUUAGAAUUUUUGAAGGAUAAAUGGAGAGAAGAGCAAAAUUAUACAUAUAUUUGCGAUCAAUUUAAAUCUUUGCGACAAGAUUUAACGGUACAACAUAUACAAAACGAGUUUACCGUUAAAGUCUAUGAGACGCAUGCUCGAAUUGCCCUUGAAAAGGGUGAUCUAGGUGAAUAUAAUCAAUGCCAAACACAGUUAAAAACUUUAUAUAAACAGAACAUAGCAGGUCAUAUAAUGGAAUUCACGGCAUAUCGUCUUUUAUAUUUUUUACAUACAAAAAAUAGAUCAGACAUUAUGAAGUUAAUUGUCACAUUAACGCCAGAAAUGCGCAAUGAUCCGACCAUAAAACACGCAUUAGAAGUAAGAUCUGCAUUAGCAACUUCAAAUUAUCACAAGUUUUUCCGGUUAUAUAUGGAAGCGCCGUAUAUGGGCGGUUAUUUGAUAGAUCAUUUUGUUGGUAGAGAAAGAGUCGAUGCAUUAUUAGCUUUAUGUGAAUCAUUUCGACCGAAUCUUGAUCUUGAAUUCGUCACAAGAGAACUUAGUUUUGUCGACCUUCAAGAAUGUAUCAAAUUCCUAAAAGAACACAAUGUUGAAUGCAUCAUAGAAGGUCAUUUGCUCGAUACCAAAAAAGCGGAAGCUCCUCUACGGGCAAGCA